Molecule: messenger RNA, 3892 nt
Organism: Amoebophrya sp. A25
Lineage: Eukaryota; Dinophyceae; Syndiniales; Amoebophryaceae
Source: the annotation of a GenBank genome assembly
AUGGACGAACGCGCGUCGAAUGAAAAAAAUGGCGCAGAAGACGAAAUGGAGAUCAUGGCCGAAGGCGAAGAUAAUCAAGACGAGCUGCAGCCAAGUGAAUACUUCCGCCGUCGCCUGAGUGUUAUGUCCUCGUCUAGUUGUAACUCGUAGACCUCAUUCAUCUACCUUUUCUAGAUGCAUGCUCAGACAAGAGGCCCUUAACGAAGAAACCCAUCCUAGAUCUAGACCCUGCAAUAUAUCUACUCUAACACGAAAAAAAUCGAUCCGCAGGGAAGCUUGUUCGCCGACGAAAAUGCGACAAGCAACCAGAUCCCGUCUCAUCUGCACGGCACGCCGAUGAUUGCAGGCAAGAAGGUGGAGUUCGGAAAGGGUUUGGGGAUGAUGCUGGUCCCCGUUGACCCCAACACCAAGGAUCACGAAUGCCAGUAUUGCUAUUACAUCUACAUCAUAUCGCAGGCGUGGCUUGCUUUGGGUGUUUUGUUACUAGUCAGCUUCAAGUAGGUAUGUUGGAGGCAGACUUCGUCUUCCUUGAUGAAAUUCAUUAGCAGGAGGACUUCUUCUUUUUUUCAACUGUCCUCACACGCACUUCUCAGGUAUGCGACUACUACAGCUGGGCCUGAGCUUCAGGACAACGAAAGGCAGGGGAGCUAUAUCCAAGCGCCUAGCGCUAUUUUGCCAACAUCUUUGAUGGCGGGGCUCUUGCAGUCCAAGAUGGCCAAAGGAACUCUUCUCCAGUCAAUGAUAGGGGUACUCCUACUAUACUUCUUGUUUGUAUUAGAAGUAACGAAUCGCUCACAGUCUGCUUACCAUCGUGUUACCACUAAGAUCCAACAUGUUGACGCACACACUCUAUCGCUAUGCAUUUCCUUUCGAUGAAUGAAAGUGCUGCUGUAGAGAUUGGCUGGGGUAUAAUGUACGCUGGCACUUUUAUUGUCACUCGCGCCAGGUCUUGACGCAGGCGGUGGAGUGGACUGACCGCUUGGACAGGGCUUAUUUACUUGCCCGCCAAAUCGAAGUAGCUCGGUUCCAGAACGAGUACGAUAUGUAUGAAGCUGAGAAGUUGGACUGUGAAGCAGCUUUAAUGUUGCUACGCCUCCUGGGCAAAAAUCUCAGGGCCAUAGAACGACAGCAUGAAAAUGAUUUGAAGAAAAUGCUGCUCAAUGAGGACGCCGUCGACCUGCUGAACUUCAGCUCGAUCCGUGAAGAAGCACUUGGAGAUCUUCUGUUAUGGUAGCAAGAUGCAGACUCGCUUGAGUGUAGUCAUUUAUUGAACAGGUUGUCCUCAUAGUUUAUAACUUGUUUCAGUGUAGUCGGAUAUAAGCUAACUCGUCAGUCAUUAGGAUACAGCAUAACUUCCAACUUCGACCCUCCACCUUUCAUGUUUCACGUCGUUCGAUGCGAACUACGAGAAGCUACGAAGCAUCGGAAUCCUUCCAAAGAAAGUGCAGAUGCGCCUUGAUUUAAGGAAGAAGGUUUGCGUUGAUGAAGUUGAAAAGUCAGCAGCGUUUUGUAAAACUUAGCUGCUACUGCUGUGUCAGUGUCGGCUUUCUUCUACUUCUCGAAGGCGACGCCCUCCUCCUCGUUAUAUUGUAAUAGUACUAAUAGAGAAGUUGUAGCGCUUCUUCUAAUAAUACUAUCAUGCUUUUGAUUGUUCAUGCAUCACUAAACCUAGAUCCUUGAUCAUGCUGCCUCGUUUACAAGUCCUCCCCUCGGACCCAGUUUCAUUCUAUGUCUACCAUCGAUUGCUGCAGGAAGACAAGCAGACCUGCAUGAGCAGCCUGGGACUGGAAGCAGGGCCCGCGUUCAACUACUUCCUCUGCAGCAACAAGAGCUGCGCAAAUCUUAUGGUGGCCAGGUGAUGCUUCGUUUACUAUAUUGCAAAUACUUCUGGCAUUAGAAUCAACAGGCGCUCCCGCUGCUAUCUCUUUUCUUCUCUCAUUUUUUACUUCCGAAGUAGUAUCUUGAGCUUGCUGAUGGAUACUCUACGUGCUUUCUGUGCGGGCAAUCUUCUCUCAUAUUCAUAAUCCUCCCAUCCCCUACCAACAUCUUCAUAAUCUUGAAAGAUUUGUCGCCGGAAUUGAAUGAAAAAGAGGUUUUGGAACGCAUGGGGAAAGUGAUGGAUAGAGCAGCAGGAAUGGUACUACCACGUCAUACACCUGCAAUCAAAAGCUCUCGCCGAUGGUUAUAGUGACAUAGAGGACAGAAGCAACACUGUGAUUGUUGUGGUAGAUCUUGUUGUCUGCGGUCGCUUAGGCCGACGGAUUUGCUAUUGCUUCGCCGUAUUCUCAUGACGCCAUUAGCGCCGCCGAUUUCUCCAUGCCUUUAUCCUCACCUUGCCCUCAGUUUGAGAAAGUGGAAGAAAUUACGAGUGCUCGCUUCGAAAUUUUUCGUGUGGAUGCUGAUUGGAUGAAAAAAGCAAUCAAUCAAGAAAAAACGUUAUGAUUCGGACGAGACUGAACUACUGAGAUCCAAAACACCGAAGACGUCUAUUCCUUAGUGUUUAGGUUCGUCCUUUCAUAGUAAAAACCGAGCAUAAGACUACUCGCAUCACUGUAAAUGAUUGGUGGGUGACAACUUAGCGAGGAUGUUGAUAAGCAGUUAUAUUCGAGAUAUCCCUUACUCCUUGCCCAUUCGCAUGCCAGGCGAUCCCUGAUCUUGCUGGUUUAGUAGGACCAUAUCCCCCUUUCAUGUCCGAUCAAUAGGAAACAGGCGACGGCGAAGCAGCAGUUUGUCUUAUGAGUGAAUGCGUGAGCAUGGCACAGCAACGUUAUUGGUUAACUAUACGUAAGUCUAAAGCUUGGCGUCAACCUCUUGCGGAAUUAGUGGCCUCCAUUUUGAUUCUGCUACCUAGAAGCAGCUUGUUUAUUAUGAUGACUGUUUCUACACUCACACCGGGCCACUUUCUAAUUUUGAAUGGUGCGGCUUGUCAAGCGGGAAACGUCAUAGCUUUUUUGGGCUCCUUGGUUACUACACAGUCGCACGCAGCCCACCGAAGACAAGUCCUACAACUGGUGCGUCAUUAUACCUCUCUAUGGACUUGUUCGAUCACGGUUAGGGUUAGAAUUAGGGCUAGGCGUUGCCUCUCAUGAAUCAAGUCUGUCCGCAAGAUGUAUCGUUUAAGUCAGCAGUUAGCAACAGUAUCUAAAUGAUCAUGAACUACAGGCAUCCGCAAGCAAGCUGUCGCAUGGAUUGGUGGCACUCCGUAACUCUGCAUCCAUGGAGAAGAGUUUACUUGCAGACGCAAACAUUCAAAAACUCAUCGGGCGCUUAGUAUGGAUGUUGGUGCUUAUUCAUUCCAUCCUUGCAACCAUCAACGCUUCCGCAUAGCGCAUGCUUUUCCGAGAGGAAAAGGGUAGCUUCGAUGGUCUGGCUAGAGUAGAUGGAAAGACUAUUAUUGUUCAUACUUAAACAACCUGGCACUUUGUGCAUACAGGAACAUAAUUGUUCCGUAUUUCGAAGAACGACUCGAAAUCGACAUCUAUCCGAGUUUCAAUACAGCAGAUGCGGCCGCGCAAGCCGUUGCUUCGCACCGACUCGCAGGCUUCACCAGCAUGGAUCCCGCCAAUGGUUUGAGCGAGAUCUUGAAGUUAUGGCUGGGUGCGCACUCCUUGAGCGCUUUGCUUGACUUUUGUAUUCCUUGACUGCUUUGAUUGACGCGCCCCUUAUCUUCACGUCUGUAUGUUCUAGCUCUCCAAUGAUCAGCAAUCCUCUAAACUGCCUCGUUACGGCACACUACGGAAAAUCUGUGGAUAACGACUUGUUUGUCGACAACGAUUUUAUGUCGGAUGAUGGAGGCGAGCCUGUUGACGCGGAGAAUGGUGACGAAGAUCCUGAUGAGCUACAAGACAUGGAGGAGCAGUUUUUGCAUCAAGUCGAUGACAUCAAGCUCUAG